Molecule: messenger RNA, 2303 nt
Organism: Saccostrea cuccullata (small rock oyster)
Lineage: Eukaryota; Metazoa; Mollusca; Bivalvia; Ostreida; Ostreidae
Product: protein IWS1 homolog
Exons: 13
Coding region: 78-2261 (727 amino acids)
Source: RefSeq, a predicted model, not a curated record
UUUAAAUAUGGCGGAAAAUGUUAAACUUUGUUCGUGCAUGUGAAUUUGGUUUUCUUUGGAGGAGCAAAAUAUAGAAUAUGGUGUUAGAAUCAAAGACUCAGAAAGUUAAUAGGGACCCGUUUGCAGUUAAACCUUUACCAAAAGCACAUUAUCAUCCAAGCAAACACAAAUAUCUCUCCAAAAGUCAAAGAAAGACAGCUUUGGGUAGUCCAUUAAAGCAGGAAGAUAAAGGAGACAAGCAACCCAGUGUCGAGGAUGAAGUGUUCCUCAAGGGAGGUAAUCGGUACUUAACAAAGACCCCUCCUCCUGAUGAUAACGCUUCCUCAAAGUUUGAUGAAUCCUGGCCGAGCAGCGAGAGACCAUCGUCUGUGGGUCUGACAGGCACAGAUGAUAGGAGUCCAUAUUCACUUCACAAAAUGUUAGAUCUAUAUGGGAAGAGAACGGAAGAUUACUCCGAUGUCAAACAGACCCUGUCAUUCACAGAGACAGAUCUGAAGGGUCCCCCGGGGGAGGGAGCAUCCACACUACAGAGGUAUGUGGAGAGAUUUCGGAGGGGAGAGCCGAUGAGUAGAGAGGAGAGAGAGAGACAAACGGCAGCCAGCUCUAAAGACUUCUGGUGGAUUGACCCAUCAAAAUCAGACAAUGACGAUAGAAAGACACCUACUGUCGGAAAGGUGGCUGAGGGGUCUCCUUCUGACAAACUCACCCAGCAGCUACAGGACAGGGCCGACAGAUUACUGGAAAGAAGUGUUAGCACUGUUGCCUCUUCCGAGCCCAUUGUUAGUACAGAUGGACUUGGGAGUUCUUACGACGGAACCAUUUCCAGUUUUGAAGAACAACCAUACCGCCCAGCAUUUGCUAAAAAUUUUGAUGCUGGUCCCCCUAGAACACAAUACCCUGGAUUGAGUCGGGAACCAGGUGGUUAUUCACGUGACGUUGACACGGCACCCAUCUUCCCUCGUCCUACAAAACCUGCUCGACCUGAAGACGAUAUCCUACAUCAGUGGAGAGUAAAACGACGACUCGAGUCCGCUCGAGACAAAGCCGACAAAGCUCCGGCAAAUAAAAACACGUUUGGAUUCCUUUCUCAAAACCCUGAUGAGGAGGAAGUAAAGACAAAGUUAUCAGAAUUUAAAGAGAGACUGUCGGGGAAGAGGCCCCCUAAGGAGCCUCAGCGGGUCCUCAGUUCUGUUCAGUUCACUCCCUCACCUGUCCCUAGUCCAAACUUCGCUGCUGAUCAGAGCUCCGAGUAUCAGCCAAAGUUGGAGCAGAAAUAUGGAAAUAACAUACCUCCAAUAGCAAGCCCCACCCUUGGAAGGCGAGGGAAACAGACAGGAGUGGAACCUCAUUUACAUUUAAUGUGUGACCUACUUCCCUGUCAGCACUCUCAACAGUAUGUAGGUAAAACACCAAGGUCACCUACAACAGAAAGGUCAAAACAGGAGGGGAGGCAGUCAAAAAUAAGUCAAAGUUCAAGGUCAGAAGACAACAAUUGUAAAGGUGAAUCUGAAUCAUCUGACCUUGAAGAAAAGACAGGGAGAUAUAAAUACCUAGAAGCAGAGAGACCAGAUGUGGAGGCAACCAAACCAAAAACUAGUGAAAGUGAAAAUAGAACUAAAGAAAGUGCAAGUGACAUUCCAAAGAGAAAGAAAAACCACGAAAGCCAACAUGUAAAGUCUGAUGUUAAACAUUCAAGUAAAAGUAGGGCACAGGAGGAUGAAGCUGAAGGAGAAGAAAACAUUCCCAGACCAAGAGAGUGCCAUAGUCCUUCUAUGAAGAGAUUUGAGAGUGUUAACUCAGCUAUAGGACAGGUUAUCAAGGACAGGUUGUUCACAUCUUCACUGAGUACUGUGAUAGACAGUGUGGACAAUAGUUUGUUAGACCAAAAUAGACAGAGUGUAGAAAUCACAGAGUCCACCAGAAUAUCCCCUCCGGAGUUAUCUCCUCCUGAUCCCAAGCCUCCCUCAGGAUUGUCUGCCCCUGAUUCCAGAGUGAAGGAAAAACAAAGGACGGGGACACAGAAAGAGAGAAAGGUGAAGACAGGAUCAGUCCCAGAGGAGGCAGGGAAGGGACAGAAUCUGGCAGAGGAGGCAAAGAGGGGCCGGAAUCUGGCAGAGCUAGAGAAUGAGGAGAGUUAUGAAUCUGAUGGGGAAUUCCCUGAGGAUCAGCUGUUACAGAUCCUUCGUGCCCAGCGAUCACAGUUUGAACAACAGCUAGGGCACAUUGACAAGCUUCUACAAAAGUUAUCGCCCCUGUCUUGAUCUAUGCAGAACAAUUUUUGUACAUAAAAUGUAUUAUUAAUA